Lactuca virosa is the source of this 606-nucleotide messenger RNA. The record is from the annotation of a GenBank genome assembly. NCBI's taxonomy places the organism in Eukaryota, Viridiplantae, Streptophyta, Magnoliopsida, Asterales, Asteraceae.
AUGCGAACCCUAUCCCAUCUUCAGAGAUGGAGUUCCAUAAGGGGAAAUGCAUUUGAACCGUGGUUUUCUAAAAUGGGAGAACACCAUAAUACUUUCAGAGGCUACAUUAUUAUGUUCGUUGUCCUGAAACCUUAUCGUCACAGAGGAAUUGGAAUAGCAGAAAAGGGGAUAAAAGUUUGUUAUUCUCACGCCAAUCAUUCUGACAGAAUUUGAUAUCAUGGAAGUUAUUCUAAAAGAAUUUAUGAUCGCGGGCUUGAGGGUAAUAAAGAAAAAUGGUGCAUGAAGGGGAAUAUGAUGAUCAAUGGCCUAAAGGUUGGAUGAUGAAUAUCAGAAAAGGGGAUAAAAAUUUGUUAUUCUCAUGCCAGUCAUUCUGACAGAAUUCGAUAUCAUGGGAGUUUAUUCGAAAAGAAUUUUUGAUCGCAGGCAUGAAGCUAAUAAAGAAAAAUGGUGCAUGAAGGGGAAUAUGAUGAUCAAUGGCCUAAAGGUUUGAUAAUGGUGCGUGGGAUGAAGAUAAAGAAUGGUCAUUGAUCUUUCUAAAAGAAAACAAUGUUCAUUGUCAUAUUGUUAUCAAAAUGUAUCAUCAACAUAUAUUCUUUUAAACUGGAC